Messenger RNA from Dracunculus medinensis (Guinea worm), 207 nucleotides. The record is from the annotation of a GenBank genome assembly. Lineage: Eukaryota; Metazoa; Nematoda; Chromadorea; Rhabditida; Dracunculidae.
AUGAGUCAGGAACUAUUUGCACUUAUAAUUAAUUCUAAACGCACAACUGGCAAGAAACUGGAAACCUUAUUCAAGGAAAUUAACGGAAUGGAUCUGACAUCGUUGGACCAAAUGCUAACCAGAGAACAUCAACUACACGAGGUUCGAAGAACAUCAACUACACGAGGUUCGAAGAACAUCAACUACAUGAGGUUCGAAGAAGAAUAA